Molecule: messenger RNA, 586 nt
Organism: Dioscorea cayenensis subsp. rotundata (Guinea yam)
Lineage: Eukaryota; Viridiplantae; Streptophyta; Magnoliopsida; Dioscoreales; Dioscoreaceae
Product: protein NEGATIVE REGULATOR OF RESISTANCE-like
Exons: 1
Coding region: 65-439 (124 amino acids)
Biological process (GO): regulation of systemic acquired resistance
Source: RefSeq, a predicted model, not a curated record
UUUUUCUCAGAAACUUCAGGCUCGAUAAUCUCGACAAAGGAACCGUUCGUGUGAACGGAUCGGAAUGGAAACGGGUGCCGGGAAACGCCGGAGAAACGAAUCGGAAACAACGACGAAGGAGGAGGUCGGGGAAACGAGGGAUGUGACGGAUGACGAGGUCAAUGAGUUUUUCGCCAUCAUUCGCCGGAUGCGGGAGGCUCGGCGCCGGCUCGCCGGCUCGAUCGGCGCCAGAUCACGUGAGGAGCGCGUGAGGACGAAGAAAAACGACGACGACGACGACGAUGAGGAGAUUUGGAGAUGGAGACCGGUGUUCGUUUUGGAGGACUUUAAAAGGCCUCAAGCCGAACCUAAGCCGGCUCAGCUCGACCUGAACACCAAGCCGGAAGCCGACGACGCCGGUGAUCAUACCGGAUCGGUGUCCUCAUCCGAGAAGCAAUAAAGCUUCAUUGAUGAUCUAUUGAACACCUUUGUUUCUCUCUUUUGUGUGAAUGUCACUUGUGAACAUAACGCUUUGGAUUAUUUUUUGCCAUUUUGUUUUUAUAUUGUAAAAGAAUUAUUAUGGUGGAAAUUACCUAUUACCCCCACA